Molecule: messenger RNA, 1518 nt
Organism: Herpailurus yagouaroundi (jaguarundi)
Lineage: Eukaryota; Metazoa; Chordata; Mammalia; Carnivora; Felidae
Product: ubiquitin-conjugating enzyme E2 variant 2-like
Exons: 1
Coding region: 255-734 (159 amino acids)
Source: RefSeq, a predicted model, not a curated record
AAAUGGGCAAAAUAUGUGAAGGUAUAAACUUCCAGUUACAAAAUAAGUCAUGGAGAUGAAAAGUACACCAUAGGGAAUACAGUCAAUAGUACUGUAAUAACUUUGGUGCCAGAUGGUAGCUGGAUUUACCCUGGUGAUCAUUUCAUAAUAUAUGUGUGUGGAAUUCUAUGUUAUAAACCUGAAGCUAAUAUAAUAUUGUAUGUCAACUACACUCCAAUUAAAAAAAAUUGCAUUAGGUGGGGCUACAGGAGAAAAUGGUGGCCUCCACAGGAGUUAAAGUUCCUCCUCGUAAUUUUCGCUUGUUGGAAGAACUUGAAGAAGGACAAAAAGGAGUAGGCGAUGGUAUGGUUAGCUGGGGCCUUGAAGACGAUGAAGAUAUGACACCUCUAAGGUGGGAAGGCAUGAUUAUUGGACCACCAUGGACAAAAACAAUAUAUAGCUUGAAAGCACAAUGUGGACCUAAAUACCGAGAAGCUCCUCCAUCAGUUAGAUUUGUAACCAAAAUUAAUAUGAAUGGAAUUAAUAAUUCCAGUAGAAUGGUGGGUGCAUGGAGUAUACCAGUGUCAGCAAAAUGGCAAAAUUCAUAUAGCAUUAAAGUUGUACUUCAAGAGCUAAGACGUCUCACGAUGUCCAAAGAAAAUGUGAAGCUUCCACAGCCACCAGAAGGACAUAACACAAUUAAUUUUAGUGGAUCUCAAACUUGUCUUAAAUCAACAACCUUCUACUCAUGUUAACUGACAAUGCAAAAUACCCACACAUUAAGUAAAAGAAUUCCAGUUGGUAAACAUGACCUGGAAAUUUGUGAGAAUAUAUUUAAUAUAUGUACACCAUUAUAUUUUCAGCUUACAGGAGGAAAAAUGCGGCACCAUUUUUUUUUCUCUUGUUAAGGCACUGUCAUUUAACCAUAAACCUGGAGUACUCAGAAUUCAGGUUUACAAGAUGAAAGCAUGGAGAAUCAGAUGCUGUGGAAGCAUGUGUUUCUGAAAAGUAAAAAAAUCUCAAAAAGGAAAAACAGAAAUGGCAUACUUUAUCCAUCUUAGUGAAAGAGAUUCAAGUUGAAAUUGUCUAAAGUAGCAGGUACAAUGAAUCUCAUCACAAAUUGUGUUAAUUUUUGAAGCGGUGUCGGUGCUGACCACUAGUAGUAUCAAAAAUAUGUUCAGGAUUGUUUUGAUACCUGUAUUUAUAAUAAAACAAUGUUGUGGGGGAAGCCGAUGGGUAUCUGUUAAAAGCCAUUCCUGUGUGUUACGUGUAACAGACAUGGUAAAUAUUUGUUUACAAUCUUUGACAAAACAUGCAUUUAAGAGAAAUCAACAAAAAAGGAAACAGGUAUAUGGAUAUGUGAUUUCGAGAUUAAAGUUAGUCUUAAAAUGUAAAAAGAAAAAAAAAACUGCAUUAGGUGAAUAUUUCAAGUUUUCCCUUGAGUAGAGGAACCAGACAGAUGCCUGAUAUAUGCACUCUAUUCAACACUGGUCCUCACCAGUGCAGUACAUCAAGAAAAAAGAAAUAAAAGGUAUGAGG